UUUACAGUCAUCGUAUUUAAAUCUGUACGCCAACUCCCUUCAAGGCGUGCCGUGACAACUGGAGUCAGCUUUCUAAAAACAACUGCUUCACCUGCCUUUGCGAUACUGACGUUUUCAUAUUCCUGUGUAAACAAUGGGGGAGGCUGCACCAGGACCAAUGACAUACUUCCGUAUUUCGUUCAGUAGUUUCAGUGGUCAGCGUGAGGUAUGACAGGAAAGAAAGGAGGUGUAUCAUCUGUUGGUUCUGCACACCCAACGACUGAUCAAAGGACGCUGGACACAGGUGACAUUUGAAUUUGGGGCACAGCAGAGUCCUGGCUGUGUACGUGAAGUAGCCGUAACAAACUUUGUGACAACCAAGGCUACAUUUACAUGGAAUGUGCAUCAGCUGCGGAAUUGGCCGAAAGGCACUUUUGAAGCCUCAUCACCGCCGUUUGUCCACCCCAGUGCGAGUAUGUGGAGCAUGCACCUGUCCAAAGACAGCCACGAAUCCGUCCAUCUUGGUUUCAUACUGGUCUCUUCUGAGAAGGGAGCACCUGUGAGAGCCAGCAUAAAGACAAAGGCCAAAUCCAAAGCCAGUCAAAUAAAAGAGCUGCCCGCCAUAGAGUCUGAACUGUUCAAAGUGGGUGAGGUGAUGAGGAAGCAGAUCCUGCAAGGCUUCACCCUACCUAAGGAUGCACAGUCAGACAAGCUGCUGCUGGAAAUUGAGGUGUCAGUGGUGUGCAGUGUUGUGGAGUCAGCUCCUGGGACCACCAACACUCUCAAGGAUGACUUGGCAACACUGCUAAAGCUGAAGGAAGAUGCCGAUGUCACGCUGUUGGCCGGUUCCAGUAAAGUGUCGCUGAUGGCACACUCGACGCUCCUGCGUGCACGCAGCAGAGUCUUCGCCUCCAUGUUGCAGUCACCUGAGGUUGCCACUAAGUCAGGCUACAUGUUUCACAUGCGGGAAGUGGAACCACGUGUGGUCAAGGAGCUUCUUUGCUACAUCUACACUGACCAGACUCCGUCAAUCUCUGAGAUGCCGGAGGAGUUGCUUGCCCUUGCCAACAGGUAUGAUUUGAUGGGCCUGAAGAGGCGCUGUGAACUGGAGCUGUGUCAGAGGCUGACGGUAAACAACACCGCACAGACCGCAGUGCUAGGCGUGAAACACUCCUGCCUGACGCUGCUGCAGAUGACAGUGCCGUUCAUGGAGCAGAGGUACGCUGAAGUGAUGGGCACUCCUGGCUGGGCUGUUGCCGUCCGCACCGAGCCUGAAGCCAUGGCUACUGUCAGCCAGUUCAUCUCUGAUGCCGCCAGGGGGGAGUACAGAAUAAGACUCUGAUUUCACCAGCUGCAUUUCACUGUCGAUAGUCACUGGCCGGUAAGAAAAUAAAUCCUGCUCUCCGAAUACUCAGUUCUCCUGGCUGGGCAACACUAACCUGCACCGAUCCCGGAGCAGCAUCUACUAUCUGCUGGAUCAUUUCUGAUGUUGCCAAUGGGGGGCAGAAUCAAAUUGAACUUUGAUUUCAGUGACGGUGCUUUACUGCAGCUAGUCACUAAUUGGUGAGGAAAUAAAAUAUUUCGUGCCAAAUAAUUGGCUCUCCUUAAACAGAAGCAGGGCUUCAAAGUACCGCUACAUGAACAGGAAAUUGGCACCCAUUUUGAACAAAUUAAUAAAUGUUUGGAAAUUGUUUUUGCCCUGUGAAACAAUCCAGGAGAGGGGGACGGGGUAUUUGUGCUAAGGUGUGGAGACAGGUCUGUUGUGCACUCUGUGGUGGUUUCCUGUAUGUCUUAUAAUCUCACAUUGUCUGAUCUGAAAAACUGUGAUAGAACUUAAGAGUAGCUAGUAACCUAUAUCAUUGAAGAUUGAUAUCAUGUUAUUGAUAAUAGUCCUCAUAGAGUAUUUAUGACCUUGGGCCAUUACAUCUGCAAAUUCAUGAAAAUGUUAUAAUCCAGUUUCAGAUGUUGAAUUUAUCAUCAUCUACACACUUUUCACAUUUGUCGUAUUUUCUCAACAUUACUUAACAACUUUAUUUGCUUGUAUUGCUUUGUCAGUAUCUAUAUUUCAAGUAUUUAUGUCCCUUCUAUCCAAGUUGCCACUUUCUUCCAUCAGUGUAAUUCCUCGUUACUUAAAAGUGUUUCUGUCAGCUAUAAUUCAUUAUUUUUUCCAUUUCUUUUCUUAUUUCUAAAAUAAAGAAUUUUGUUGAUUUCUUUUUUCCAGAAAUGUAUGAAUACAUUUUUAGUAUGCUGUUCUCACUCUGUCAGUGAAGACCCUGAGAAAAUAUUAAUGUCUGUUGACCAUGUUAUUACUUGUAAUUUUUCUGCCUCAUUAAAUACAAUCAGGGCUCCAAAGUAGUACUACAUGAACAGGAAACCAGUUCGCAAUUUGAAUAAAUUAAUAAACUGGAAAUUAGUACUGCCCUGUGCAAUAAUUCUGCUCUGAAAUUUUUCUAUUCUGUUUUACCUCCAUAAUCCAAGAAACACAGUGUAAAUGUAAUGUGACAUUACAAUUAGUUAAUUUUUUUACAUGUGGUAUUUUUUUUAAUAUGUUUGGAGGUACAUUUAUCUGAGAUAUAUACAUAAAGGGAUAUUUUCUGACAAAUUUAUUUUUUGUUCAUUUAAUCAACUGAAAUUUUAAUACUUUGACUGACAGCUGCAUGAACUGUGCCAUUUUUCAGAAUUCCAGCCAUUUUUAUGGCUGUUCGAGAGAAACGUGUCGCUCAGAACUCAGUAAAGACUGAUAGUGUGUGUCAAUACAUGUGAUUUCAUAUUUAAAAACACGACAAAUUUUGCUGCAUCAAAUGAUGGAAUUGGAAAUGUACUGAAAUUUUUGCGUCCUGUAAAUCGACAGGCUUGGCAGUCAGACUGAAGUCAGAUUGCAAUCAUUGAGUAAACGCUCAGCAAUAGGUACAUUUUGUACCAUGAUGCCAUUAAAUUCCUUUUUAGAGUUACUGUUUUAAUUUCAUUCAUUCUGUACUGUAGACUGCAGAUGCAUUGCCUUUGGUUUUCAAGGUAAAUGUAGUGUUUGGUUCAUUGUCUAUAAUACACUUUGUAAUCUUUGAUUAUAACUGAAAUCUGUAACCUAUUUCUUCAAUGUUUCUUUUAUACUUAAUCAAAAAAAUAAUUGUAUUUGACUUCCUCCAAAGGAACAUUCAUAAAAGUUGAUUUAACAUUAUAUGUAAUUAAAUGUUUUCAUAAAAUAAAAAUUAUUUUGCGAAUUAGUUCUGUACUCUGGUACAAUCAAAUUGGGUGGUGGGAUAAGUGCCACAGCAUAAUACAUUGUGUGCAACUUCUCAAGACAACCUUUUUUUUUCUUAUUCUAAUCUACAUAUACCCAAAAAAAAUUUUCUUUUGCACACUAUAGGUCUGUGCAUAGCAUAUUCUC
Messenger RNA from Schistocerca nitens (vagrant locust), 3364 nucleotides. Its product is annotated as speckle-type POZ protein-like. The coding region runs from base 455 to 1321 and encodes 288 amino acids. Lineage: Eukaryota; Metazoa; Arthropoda; Insecta; Orthoptera; Acrididae. The transcript is spliced from 4 exons. The record is from RefSeq and is a predicted model, not a curated record. Gene Ontology annotation, biological process: proteasome-mediated ubiquitin-dependent protein catabolic process; regulation of proteolysis. Gene Ontology annotation, cellular component: cytoplasm; nucleus. Gene Ontology annotation, molecular function: ubiquitin protein ligase binding.